CCGUGACACAAUUAUUCUUUUACCACUUUUGCUCAUGUGAUGUUUCACUUAUUUUUGAGAGGGAGAACUCAACACAAACCUACAUUUUAUUUUUCCACCUGUUUAUGAUUAUUUUCAUCAUGCCAUUUGUGAAGAAAUUGAUCAGAUCAAGAUGACACUCUAUGUGUUACAACUGCCAGCUAUUAGUUAACAGGAAUAUCAUUCCGUGAUUGGCUAUUGGGUUAUUCAUCCAGUGUUCUGAAAUGCAGUUGGACGAACUUGCUCGGCCAUCAGUCAAACCUGUUCAUAAAACUUUGAAUUAAGACUCAUGAGAAGAUCAGGAUGGAAAACUGUUCUGGCACCUUAGCAUGCCCUUACAACUUGACGGAGGAGGAGUUAAAAAGAGGUCUGGACAAUUAUGGGAGCCUGAAGCUUAUUUUCUCCGUGGUUUUGGCUGUAAUGAUGAUCCUGGUGAUGUUUUCUCUGGGCUGUACUAUGGACAUCAAGAAGUUACGGUCACAUAUCAGAAGACCCUGGGGGAUUGCUGUGGGUCUACUAUGCCAGUAUGGGCUGAUGCCUCUCAUAGCCUACCUCUUGGCCAUUAGCUUCUCUUUGCCACCAGUUCAAGCUGUCACAGUUCUCAUCAUGGGUUGCAGCCCUGGUGGAACGUUCUCUAACCUUUUCACCUACUGGGCUGAUGGAGAUAUAGACCUCAGCAUCAGCAUGACAACUUGCUCCUCGAUAACUGCCGUUGGAAUGAUGCCACUCUGCCUUUACCUCUACACUCGAUCCUGGGAUUUUGGACAGACUCUCACCGUGCCUUAUCAUACCAUAGGAAUUACUCUCUUAAGCUUACUCGUACCUGUGGCUUUUGGCAUCUUUGUGAAUUUCAAGUGGCCGAAACAAUCUAAAAUCAUCCUAAGAGUUGGGAGCACUGUUGGGGUGCUUCUCUUGGUGGUAGUUGUGGUAGCUGGCGGAAUAUUGAUUAAAGGAUCCUGGAAUGUAGACAGUCCCCUUCUGCUGAUCUCUUUCACGUUUCCCUUGAUGGGACAUGUCUUUGGUUUCCUGUUGGCCCUUCUUGCCCACCAGCCUUGGAAGAGGUGCAGAACCAUUUCCAUAGAAACAGGAACUCAGAAUAUACAACUGUGUUCCGCCAUGCUUCAGUUAUCUUUCAAUUCGGAACAAAUGGCCCAAGUAUUUACCUUCCCUUUGAGCUAUGGAUUGUUCCAGGUCCUGAAUGCAUUCUUCAUCAUUUCAGUGCAUCAGACGUAUAAGAGACUGUGUAAGAAAAAACCUGAAGAAAAGGACCUCGAUUGCAACGAAGUCUCUGAACUGAAGGAAACAGCCACCGGGAGUGAGGCCACUUCCUUUCUGGAAAGGGAUGAGGAGGCCAGUGUGAACCUGUAGCUGUUACGACAACAGGCCUUGCUGGAGCAUUAUGCCAGAGUAAUGGCACUCUCUUCAUCAAAACUCUGUUAACUGCUGGCCAACAAGUCAAUCCAUCUGCUUCAGAAGCUAUUACUGAACUGUGUGGAUAGAGUCUAUUUGAUUAUUUAAAUGUCAAUUGUCAGUGUGUUGUGAUCCCUUUUGGGCAAACAUCUUGUUCUCUUUAACUUGGCAUUUUAAUAGUCUUGUCUAAGCAGUAUUCUAUUGUGUGGAUUCUUUUAAAAUAACAAUAUGCUUGCAUGUCAUUUUAUAACUCUUUUUUUGCAGUCGAUGGCAUCUAGAUUGGGUCACGGAUCAUCCUUACUGCCUAUAGGACUUAUUGACCUGCCUGCUUAUUUCAAGUCAAUCCAAGGGCCACUAGGUGGUCUAGUCUAUACAGCACUGUCAGGGGAGGACCUGAGUUCAAAUCUGGCCUCAGACACUUACUGUGUGACCCUGGGCAAGUCACUUAACCUCAAUUGGUUCCCCCCCCAAAAUUCAAUCCAACUCGAUAAACAUUUUUCAAAUUCUUACUUUGUUCCAACUUCUUCACUAGGUAAGGUACACAUUUUAGAUAAUAUUGGAUCCUUGCCAUCUUGGAACAAAUAGUGUUGUGGGCUAGAAGUUCUUGAAGCUAUGCUGAUUGGGGUAUCUAUUCAGCACAGGGUAUAUAGUAGAUGCUUAAUAAAUGCUUGUUCCAUGCUAACUGAAUCUUUGACUGCCUGGUCUAGUGUAGUGAUUUUGAACAGCUGGAACAAAAGAGAGGUGAUUGUGUGAUGUAGUAGGUAGAGCAAUGGAACAGUCCUGGAGUUAGACGAGGGCUCUGAUUCUGUACUUACUAGUUGUGUGAUCUUGGAUAAGUCACUUAACUCAAUGUCUCAGUCUUUUCAUCUGCAAAAAGAGGAAAACCACACUUGUCUAUAGGUGCCAACUGACUGGGGAAUACUUAAGCAAAUUAUGGUAAUGAAUUUUUUUGUGUUGUAAAACAAAAUAAAACAAUAAUUAUGAAGAAUUCAGAGAAGUAUGAGAAGAGUUAGGAAGAAUGGGGCAGGUUCAGGAAAAUAACUUACACUGAAGAAUAAAAAAAAAUGAAUUGAAUGCUAUGCAGUUAUAAUGACCAACCUUGGUCCUUGAGAAGAGUUGAGAAAAUGCAUCUUUGCAGAGGCAAGUUUUGAAUACUGUGGGGAAUACUGUGAAUCUUGUCAGACUUGGUAAUGUGAUUAAUUUUGCUUAAGUGAUUUUUUUCUUCUCUUUCACAAUAUUUUUGUUACAAGGGAAGGCACAUUGGGUAGGAGAUGGGGAAAGGCUAUAUUUGGAAAUGUAAUUUAUGUAAAACACAAGGAAUCAAUAAAAAUAAGAAAAAUAAAUAUUAGGCAAUUGUUGCAAAGAUCAAGUAAGAUAAUGAAUGUAUGUAAAGCACGUUAAACCUACAUAGCUCCAACUCCAUAUUGGCUCUGACUCUUCUCUGUUCCAUUCCAAAUUCUCACCUGUCCCUUUAUACCCACUCACUAGCUGUGUGAGCUUGGGUAAGUUGCUCUCUCGAGCCUCAGUUUCCUUGUAUGUAGAAUGAGAGAGAA
Vombatus ursinus (common wombat) is the source of this 2981-nucleotide messenger RNA. It is a transcript of the gene SLC10A6, whose product is annotated as solute carrier family 10 member 6. The coding region runs from base 322 to 1386 and encodes 354 amino acids. Gene Ontology annotation, cellular component: membrane. Gene Ontology annotation, biological process: bile acid and bile salt transport. Gene Ontology annotation, molecular function: bile acid:sodium symporter activity. The transcript has 6 exons. The record is from RefSeq and is a predicted model, not a curated record. NCBI's taxonomy places the organism in Eukaryota, Metazoa, Chordata, Mammalia, Diprotodontia, Vombatidae.